This is a messenger RNA of Trematomus bernacchii (emerald rockcod), 6350 nucleotides long. RefSeq names its product proline-rich transmembrane protein 4. The record is from RefSeq and is a predicted model, not a curated record. The transcript is spliced from 2 exons. NCBI's taxonomy places the organism in Eukaryota, Metazoa, Chordata, Actinopteri, Perciformes, Nototheniidae. Bases 2419 to 5277 code for a protein of 952 amino acids.
CGGUUGUGUAUUUUCAAAUUCUAGCGAUCUCGUGCCGGUUUCUCAAACUUACCUACCCUACCUUUAAUUGAAGUUAUUGUAGUGUUGAGCGAGUUUCAGUUUCAUAUAAAUUGUUUGUUAGAAGAUCUUUAUUAAUUCGCUAUGCAAAAAGGACAAGUUUGAUGUCUGGCUUCCCAGUGUGGCAUUUUAUUCUCAUGGUAUUCACUUGCGUUUUCUCCUUUGACUUUGCAUCCAAAGUCAUUCAAGAAUAUAACUGUGUCUGUUAACCCCUUAACCCUUUACAGUAACAAACUUAAAAAGUGAAAAUGUUUUGGGAAUAUCGUUUGAAAAGGCUAGGUAAAUGUUUUUGUAUCCUCCCUUUAUCCUAACAAUGGCCAUGGUUUGUUUUCGUCCUCAUCUUUGCUUGUGCAGCUUUGUUUCUGUUUCUUGUCCUGACUGGCCACAUUACCAGCUGGAGCCCAAUCCCUGCUGACUUUGUGUUGUUGGAGUAUGACCUGUCUAAACAGAAACCAGUUGCCCAAAGAAUUAAGAUAGCAAGUGUGUGGCUGCAAUAAUUGCCCCAUGUCCCUCACUGAGCUCAUAUGUUUGGCUUGUCAUUGUUCCUUUACAGUCACUUUAGUUACGGCUGGGUUGUCACCUUCCUGUGUCCUCAUCAGACAGCGGGUUAAUCACACCCCUCGGGGAAGUUGCUAUCUUCAUCACUGAGUGUCUCAAAUGAUCUAAAAUAGCCCUCACUGUCUUUCAAUCUUUGUUCACAUUCAUCUGAAUACCACUGUUAUGAGUAAAUAGAUGUAAUCCUGAAAAAGGAAGCUUGUGCAAGAUGAAAAUGUAGGAGACAGUAGGUAAACUGCUCUCUUCAUUAUUGGGCGUAGUAUUUGCAGUCACAGCCAGAAAUCUUGGCAGGCAGAAUUGUAAUGUUUGUUUUUGCAUAUUGUGUUAAAUAUAUGUUUGGCAAACUGAUUUGGUAUGCAGUUUGAUCCAAAUGUAUCUAAAUCAUUUGGAUGGAAGAAGAAUCAAUGUUCAUUCACGCAAAUACUAAUCCUGGUUUAGAAAUGAAUGUCUCCUGAUAGUUCAGCAAAGGCCUAUGGAGAACUUUUCAGAUCCUUACAUCAGCCACACAGACACAUAGUGUUAAUAUAUGCUUUAAACUCCGACUUUAAAUGCAUCCUAAGGUAUGUGGAUCAGUGUCUAUUUUAGGACUGUCCUCGAGAAUUGAAUUAGGCCACGAGGCUACUGGAUUUCCCCUCAUUUGGCAAAACAGCACACACGAACAAGAAAAUAAAAGAAGAGAGUAACAUGGCACAACCAGAAAAUUGUCAUUCAUGUCAAGUAAUGGCAUUGCAUCAAAGUGACAGGUGGUAAUUGCAGACAUAAGGGAAGCAAUUCUGUGCCAAAAAGUGUAUUAAGAUGUUCAGAUAAAUGCACACAAGUAACCACUAGCAUUCAUUACGCAUGUUUGCUAUUCAAAGAGAAUUUUCUCGUUUCUCAUAUACUGAUUGUGACACCAACUGAGUGAAGCCUACUUUAAUAGGAAGGGCACAGCAUCAGUUGUAGAUUAAACUCAAUAGGAUGUAUUGAUCCGUAGCACUGGUUCGCUCAGUGCAGGGUACUGCCUGCCGGAUGGUUGACGAUCGUGUUAUGGCCCCUAUGACAUAUUUAUUUCCUUUUUUCCCCCCUUCCUCUUCACUUCUUUUUUCAUACUGAAUAUCACAUGCAGCCUAUAACGUACCAGAGGGAUGUGUGUGAGUGGUGUGAUGAACAGAGACAGCAGUAAGAGAUGAUACUGAGUGUGGUGUGUAUGAUGCCUCACAUUUAGGAGAACGGGAUUGUGCAAACAGGCUGUCAGAUCAGUGCAGCGGCAGAGAGUGGGACAGCGGGGGUUGUCUCGGGGAGGUGGGGUCUGUCCGUCCCAUGUGUUGACUGUCGGAUGGAGAGAAGAGGGGCACAGCACAGUGAGUAUGAAAGGACACAGAGCGCUACGCAGAGAGAGACUGCAGGCAUGCAGCAACAUGGAGGAGCAUAUAUGUUUAAAGAGGAUGCAGCAGAGAGUGGAUUGAUGAGGUAAGAAAGCUGAACUGAGACCGGCUACAAGAAAGCAGUUGCGUAUUGAUUUGUAUUUGCUGUUAUUAUGAAUUAAUCUUUUUAUUGUAACGUGUGUACAGUGUUUAAGUCAGAAGACAUUAUAGAUGAAGGGGGUAUAGGUUUUUAGAAACAUGAAGAAAUUCAAGCUAUUCAUAUACACAAUGUUUGAUAUGUGGUUGUACUUAUAGUGUCCUGAAUGAGAGUUACCUUUCUUUCUCCCACAGGCAUCAGGUCUUCAGAUACCCGGGGGUUAAAGAUCUGUCAAACAUGUGAUAGGCCAACAUCCCUUGAAACCUUCAUCAUGUGACUUUGCGGUAGAGUUUGUAGACCCUCACCAUGUUCUCUCUGUGGAAUCUGUAUCUUCUUCUCCCCCUCUACUUGCCUCUCUCUUUCCAUGUCAUAGCAUUUACUGGAGAAAAUGUCAAGGAAACACAACAGCCAGAUACAGCAGUGCAGCAUCUAUCAAAGCUCCCACAGAAACAUAAUGGAUUCACUUUAGCAGCAAGGAAUCCUAUGUUUAGGACUGAGAAUGUCAAAUUUCUGGGUCUACCUGCGAGUUUGCCUUUAUUGUCAUCUGAGGAGUUAGAUAGACAAGGAGUGCUUGGAGAAUAUGAGGAUUUACAGGACAGCAUAGAGAAAUCUAAUGUGUUUCCUAAGGAGAAGGGACAUGUCAUAUUGAGUCCUACUGAUACAGAAGAUACGACCUCCAAGGAGAGAACACAACCAGUAGGACCAUCACCAGAAGGCGUACCACCUCAGACAUCAAAGUAUCAGCCAGCUGAAACGAGUACUGGAUCUACUUUGCAUUUUACACGGACUGGAGAGAAUCGGCCGACUUUCCCAGCUUCGAAGAAUGAGAAGAUUGUCCCCCAGUUACCAUUUCUUCUGUCUGGCUCAAUUCCAUCAGGCCACGACUCCACAACAACGGUCUCUGGUGGACCUUGGCCUGGCCUUGAGCGCCCAACUCCAACAGCAGCCACAUGGAGAUGGACCACGGGCCCUGGUAUCAGGCAGAGAGAGACACAAGAGGGGACUGUCCCAGUGACAGAGAGCAAAGAUGGAAUGACUGAUAUUACAGGACUUCAUUUAAACAAAGGAGCGGUCCGAAUAGAAGAAGAUAAAGAUGACCUCAAAGAAGAUAACCCGCCUCUCUCAAACACCAAUGGCACAAUCUGCAAACCUUCAAACCAGUCGUGGACUCCCACCUACCCGGAGGAUUUUACCCCUGACGAGUCCGUGCGCCCCUCUCUGCCUCUCAGCCCUGUGCUGUUUGUCCCUCUGUAUUCGGACUGGAACUCUGCCCUCGCCACAUGGGGAUUUGCAUGGGAAGCACAUGUGUAUGGACUGGGGUCUGUCUUUACCGUAUUCGGCCUAAUCUCUGUAGUUUGCCUUUUAGGCCUGCCCCUGCGAUGUCCUCCGGGAAGCCCCUACUUCACCCUUCUGCACUUGUUCCUCCUAGCAUUUGCCGGGAUCCAAGCUUUCUGUUUGCUCUAUGAUGCUUACAAUCACCAAGAUCGUCUUCUCCCUCUGAGCUCUCUGCUUCUCUCGAAUCUGCCCUUCCCCUGUUUGAUUUCCGCCUUCUCCCUUGCUUUCCUUCUUCUUUCCUUGCGCUCCCGUUCACAUCUUUCACUCCCACUUGCUAACUCCACCUCGUUCACAGCCUUGCCUAAACCUUGCCUGUUACUGUGUAUGUCCCUGUUGUAUUCUGGGGUCUCUCUAGGGUGUGUUGGCUUGCUUCAGUUCUUCCACAGCCUCCCCUUUGUGAUCCUGCUAUUCCCUCAGGGUUUGUUUGUAUGUCUUACUAUCUUUCUCUCUGGCUCCUACCUAAUCUUCUACUGCUUGAUGCAAUUCAACACCAAACACAUCUACAGGCUGAAUGACAACGAAGAGAGUGGAGGAUCUCCUGAAGGGAUGCGACCUGCGAGUUGCCCCUUUGCCAAAGUGGAGGACUGGGGCAGGGCAGCAGGGGCUGGAGUAGGAGCUUCGUUGUGUUUGUUAGGAUGUGGAGGCCUCCAGUUUUAUGGGAUCCUGCAUGCUCUUGGUUUAGGAGGGGUUGAUGGCUAUGGGUUCCAGCCCUGGCCUUGGUGGGGUUACCAGGUAGGCUGCAGACUCUGUGAGGUUGGGGUGUGUCUGGGCUUGUCAAUUAUUGGUUCACACCCUAUAUUCUGUCACAGUAACUCCUCUAUCAAGACUAUAACUCGUCCCCGACCAGGGUCUUGGUCCCGCCUCUCCUGCAGCUCCCCUUCACGAGGGCUCACCCUGCCCUCUCAGGGACGUGCAGAUUUGCCUAUCCUCUCCUCUCACGAUACUUGGUCCCAAGGUAAGCAAGAAAAGCUGGUGGUCUGUGAUGUUUCCACAAAAGGACAGUCAGAGGCACUUCCUCUUUUCUCAAUGCUGGAUUCUACUGGAAAUGGGCUAGUCUCCAAGUCCAGACAAACCCAGAUCACCAUACUGCCACUCCCUACACCCCCAACCCCACCGCACAAGCAUAAAAAUGCAGUUGAGUCCCAGCUAUCGUCACUGGAUAGCCUGGAACUGGAGGCAGACACUACACUGGAUCUGCGGCCCCCUUCUCCCAUAGACCUGUCCCGCAGCAUUGACCAGGCUCUGUUCAGUGAAUCCAUAUUCUCUCACAGUAUCUUUGGUUUGCCAGGACUCUAUCACGCUUCUUCCAGCCUCUCUUUGAGCUCUCCUAGCCAAGAUGCGUCUAACCAAGGGCCUAGCUCUGUGGAAAAUGCCCUCUACCGAACCUCUUCCUGUGGUGAUGCGGAUCAAGAGAAUGCCCUAUCCAGAUCAGGGGCUUCCCAGGCACAAAGCUCUUUGACAUCUCACUGCAAGCAAACAAUAUCACCAGAGCAAUGGGACUGGAAAGAAAGCGUCUCUGGUUCAACCCAGGGUCUGUGCAGCAAUCCCAAAGAGAACGGAAAACUACGCUUGCACUCCUGGGCAAACAGGGGUCAGAACUUUGCUCAGAGCAGCCUCCCACAAGCAAUUCCCCACCUGUCUUACCACAGGCGCUACCGAACCCUGAGCUUAGCCUCCCAGGACAGUCGUGGAUCAGGACAACUGGCAGAGACUAAACACCUGAGUGAAAGCAAACAGCUUGAAUGGGAUAUGGCUGUUCAGGCAGAGUUUGUCAACGUGUGCAGACAAAUUGACACUCUGAGUGUUUGCAGUGACACCAUUGAAUUAUAAAUGUCCAGUUCGGAUUUAAAUGCACUUGACAUUGUACAGAAAAAGCAGACCCUGCUAUUGUUAGAUUAAGUAAUUCAAUUGUAAAUCAUAAAAGUUAUACGGAUGGAAAUAUCUACCUUAACUAACAAAAGGGGAAUAUUGAUAUGGACAUUAUUAUGUAGAUCUAAUUUAUUUUGUAUAAAUACUGUACUGUUGAUAUGAUAUUCAAAAUGUGAUUUUAAAGGUUGUCUUUAUCAGCUUGUGGUAUUUUAACUGAAAUUGUCAUUCCAUUCACACAUUCAUGAAUGUCAAUCUAUUGCUCAAGACUGCAAAUGCUUUGCUUUCAUCUAAAGCAGGAGUUUUAAUAUUUAUAUAACUGACAUGUUGAAGUUUUUUGUUUUUAAAGGGAUAAACAGGUAAAGGAAAGCCUUCGUUAAUAGAGAGAACAGACUAUAUUGAAUGAAACAAAGGCUCGUUCUACACCAUUAAUCUACUGUUGUGUUUUCAAUAGUGAAUAGUGAGACAUUUUACAAAUAUUGAGAUAACCUUCUUUGACUUCAAACCAUAAAGGUAGACAAAUACAAAUAUAAUUGAGUGCCAGAUGUUUGUGAUGUUGAAAGCAUAAUAUUUUGCCAACACAUGAUCAGUAUCUAGCUGUUUAAUGAGUUGUGUACAGAGUGGGCAAACAUUAACUACUAGGAACAAACAUUUUGGCAUGUAGUUCAUUCAUAAAAUUGUUUAUUAUGUGUUUCAGCGUGAUGUAAUACAUUUGGAAAUUCAAGGCAAAGUCAUAUACAGGAUGAGUUUUCUUCCAUGUUUUUCCUGCUUGGUCAACAAUGUCAGAAUUAUCUUUUAAAAAGAUAAAUGUAAAGAAUGUUGUAGCACCUACAGUGAUAUGCAAUAAUCUGAGGUUUUUUUAAUCUACCGGAGGGAGGCAAACUCUGGGCCCACAGUUAAUGUGAGAGGCUUGAAUUUAAAAUUGAAGUAGUAACAUUUUGAAAAUAGUGUUAUCUAGUGGUAACAACACAUUUCACAUAUUAGUCAAAUAAGUCAAAUGUGGGAUUUUCUGGAGAUAUAAAAGAGAAAAUAAAACA